CGGAAACGGAAGGAACGAGUCCCAGGGGAGCUAGAAAUCGUCCCGACGCUUAAACAGCAACAGGUCAGCGUUAGAUACAAUUAAACGCCAGAAUGAGGACCAGGAUAGGCUUACUGACAUCCAGCGUGGCUUUUCUCUACGUGUUGGGAAUUGUUGGGAAACCAACUGUAGCCAUGGAAGAAUCGCCUUCAUCAUCGAUGAAUCUUCAACACUACAAUACCAUGAUGAAUUCGAUGGGAUUCGAUGAUCCCUUGCCUGAGAAGAGGGCGUAUACUUAUGUCUCCGAAUACAAGAGGUUACCAGUGUACAACUUCGGUAUUGGAAAGCGUUGGAUCGACAGCAACGAUGACAAAAGGGGACGUCCGUACUCGUUCGGCCUUGGAAAACGCGUGCGACAGUACAGUUUCGGGCUCGGGAAACGUAACGACAACUCUGAUUAUCCGGUCAGACUGAAUCUGGACUAUCUUCCCGUCGACAAUCUCGCCUUCCAUUCUCAGGAGAGUUUGGACAACGUACUGGAGGAGAAACGCGGCAGACAACCGUACAGCUUCGGUUUGGGCAAAAGGGCGGUACACUUGAACGCUGGACAACAGAUGGGAUCAGGGAAGAGACCGAACGAUCUUCUCAGCCAGAGAUACCAUUUCGGUCUCGGCAAGAGGAUGUCUGACGACGAGGAGGACGCGUUGCAGUAG
Messenger RNA from Habropoda laboriosa, 692 nucleotides. It is a transcript of the gene Apime-ASTA, whose product is annotated as allatostatins. The transcript is spliced from 3 exons. The coding region runs from base 93 to 692 and encodes 199 amino acids. NCBI's taxonomy places the organism in Eukaryota, Metazoa, Arthropoda, Insecta, Hymenoptera, Apidae. The record is from RefSeq and is a predicted model, not a curated record. Gene Ontology annotation, molecular function: neuropeptide hormone activity.